Messenger RNA from Chlorella variabilis, 1947 nucleotides. RefSeq lists its product as hypothetical. Gene Ontology annotation, cellular component: mitochondrial outer membrane. The record is from RefSeq and is a predicted model, not a curated record. Bases 1 to 1947 code for a protein of 648 amino acids. Lineage: Eukaryota; Viridiplantae; Chlorophyta; Trebouxiophyceae; Chlorellales; Chlorellaceae. The transcript is spliced from 11 exons.
AUGGCUGCCAUCGUCAAGGCGAUAGCAGGGCUGCCUCUGCGGCUGGAGCACGCGAUCGCCGACCGGUGGCUGGAGGCACUGCAAGUCUGCCAGUGCGCGUGCAGCCUGCUGCUCAGCGAGCUGGAUGAGGUGGAGGCCAACCUACGCUUCUGGCGGCGGCAGGAGCAGCGGGGCGGCCACUUCUGGCACAGCCUGCUGAAGCGCGGCCCGCUGCAGUUUCUGGGGCAGCUGGCGGUGCUGCUGCGACUGACGCGACGGAAGCGAGUGCUCAUUUUCCGGCUGCUGCGCAGCGCGCUGUGCGAGGCGCUGGCGCGGGUGCAGGCCGCGGCGGGCCUGCUGUACCUUCGAGAGCAGGCGGUCGUGGGGCCGGGUACUGCUGGCGGCGGCGGCGCCGAGGGCGAGGCACUCUUCCACCGGGCCGACCGCAUGGUGGCUGCCAGCCUGGCGCAGGUGGCGGCCGCCUUCCACGAGCUAGACCACAGCGUGCAGGCCACGCUGCAGGGGCAGCAGGGCCCCGCGGCGCCGCCUGCCCAGGACUGGCAGGUGCUUCAGGGCACCCUGUCGCGCGUGCUGGGCAUGCACCACCUGCGCGGAGUGCUCAGUCGACUGCAGCUGGUGCAGCAGCAGCAGCAGCAGCAGCAGCAGCAGCAGCAGCAGGAGCAGGGGCAGGGGCAGGGGCAGGAGCAGCCUGCCGUGGCGGCAGAUGCAGGCGUGCCAGCGGGUGGACCUGGGCUGGCACCUGUCGCCGCCGGUGCGCCGCCGCUGACGGCGGCAGCCGCCCUGGACCAGGCUCGCCGCGUGGUGGGGCUCAACCUGGUGCUGCUGGCAAACGCCACGGUGCACAGCGCGCUGCAGGCUGCGCACCGCUCCGCCCGCGGCAUGCGCGGCAAGCGCCUGAUCCAGGUUCCACGCUGGGCCCGCAUGCCGAGCGAGCUGCAGCAGCACUGGAUACGCUACUCAGCUGUCUGCAUGGCCGCCGGCUACGGCUCUUGGUUCCUGUUCCGCCACAGCCGCCUGGCGGGCAGCCAGGACCUGGAUGCCUGGGCGGCACGCGGCGUGGCGGCGGUGCGGGGGGCGUGGCGGGAGCAUGUGGUGGCGCCGCUGGCUGGGGUAAAAAAUGAGCUGUUCAACACGUUCAGGCGGCGCCCCACUGUGGUCAGCAACGUCGAUUUCGAGGCGGAGAGGGACUCGCUGCAGCGCAUGCUGGCUGACUUUCAGCGCGACUAUGUGCGCAAGCGGGGCGAGGCACCGGCAAUCGAGGCGGCGAUCGAGGCGGCGGCGACGGCGGCGGCGCUGGGCGGCGACGGCGAGGAGGCUAGGAUGCUGCAAGGCCUGGACCUGGUGAUGCGCACCUACGAGCGGGAGAUGCAGCGCCCGCUGCGCAACCUAGUGGGCGGCGAGCUCGUGCGCGCGCUGCUCAUCCAGGUUCAGAAGCUCAAGGUGGACACCGCCAGCGCCAUGCUGGAGAUGGACCAGAUCCUGAAGGCAAACGAGCUCUCCAUCUCCCUGGUGGCCGCCGUGCCCGCCUUCCUGGUUGCCGGCACGUCGCUCCUGUACAUCGGCAGGCUGGUGACGCCCACGCCGCCCGACCCGCGGCGUGAGGCGCUGCCUGUGCGGAUGAGCAUGGUUGAGGUGGAGCGAGCGCUGGAGCAUGUGGCGGCAACUGAGGAGGCGGCAGCGGCGGCGCCAGGCGCGGGAGGGCCCCCCGACGAGGGCGCCGUGGAGGCCCGGGAGCAGCAGGGGCUGUUUGCGUACCGCCUCGCCGUGGCAUACGAAGACGCGCGCGAGCUCUUCCGACGCCACCGCGGCCUGCUGGCCAUCGGCGGCAGCGAGUGGCCCAACCUGCGGUCCGACCUGCUGGAGCUUGCCAGCCCGGGGUCGGUGGCGCAGCGCAUGCGCACCACCCAGCGCAUGAUGCGAAGCUACUCCAUCUUCCAACAGUUUUGA